This is a messenger RNA of Gongylonema pulchrum, 270 nucleotides long. The record is from the annotation of a GenBank genome assembly. Lineage: Eukaryota; Metazoa; Nematoda; Chromadorea; Rhabditida; Gongylonematidae.
AUGGCCGAAACAUCAUCAGCGAAUUCCCUUCGCUUCAAAAAGUUCGAUUCCCAACAUAUCCGUAAUUUGUGCAUUAUUGCGCAUGUGGAUCAUGGGAAAACAUGCCUGGCGGAUUGUCUAAUCUCAUCGAAUGGAUUAAUUUCGGCUCGUAUGGCUGGUAAAUUACGAUAUAUGGACAGUCGAGAGGUAUUUUUUAUUGCUCACAUAAUAGUUGAUUGCUUUAAAAUUCGUAUGAUUAAAUUUUUUGGGGAAAUUUUUGCGGGUUUUUAG